Molecule: messenger RNA, 2456 nt
Organism: Paecilomyces variotii
Lineage: Eukaryota; Fungi; Ascomycota; Eurotiomycetes; Eurotiales; Thermoascaceae
Product: putative DNA polymerase POL4
Exons: 4
Coding region: 168-2270 (700 amino acids)
Biological process (GO): double-strand break repair via nonhomologous end joining
Cellular component (GO): nucleus
Molecular function (GO): DNA binding; DNA-directed DNA polymerase activity
Source: RefSeq, a predicted model, not a curated record
CCCGCCUGGAUGACCCAAGGGUGAAGAGAGGCAUAUGCGCUUCUUUGCCUCGUUUACUCGUUAAAGUUACACAAGUUGGCUCUCACUUUAGGCAUCUAUUCUGCCGUCCACAUGGCUUGCUGUUCUUGUUCAGAUGGGAUAGUGCGGCGGGACAGGAAGCGGCAGAAAUGGCGGGGAGAGGCAGCAAAGAAAGCUUUUUCAAAGAGCUUGAUGACUUGGAUAAUCUGAGCGGUGACUCUGAUGUUGAUGAUUUUGAGAAGCUUAUGAGAAAAGGUCUCGAGAAGAAGAGUCAGAGAACUAUCAAGCCAGCGCGUGUCCCUCACACGAAGACUUUCCAGCUGGGGAGCUUACUUCGGGCAGAAUCGGCUCCGGAAUCUUCACUACAGCGCAAGAACUCAGACGAGAUCAUUAUAGUCAAGGAAAUGCCAUGCGGAAAAUCCGGCGGGGAGGCUGACACAGGAACAAUGAAGAGGCUGAGGCCAGAAGGACCUUCUGGAGGUAGAAAAGAGACCGCCGCAACCAAAAAGAGACGGGUCAAUUCCUUAACUAUAUUACCAGAAUCGCAACAAAUAUUCAAGGGCCUCACUUUCUAUUUCUUCCCGAAUAACGAUGUUGCUCCGGCUAGACGGUUGCGCAUCCGCAAGGCGCAGGAAUAUGGCGCUGUCUGGGCGACGAAAUGGGGUGAUAGCGUCAGUCAUGUAAUCGUGGACAAAGGUCUUGUCUUUGAAGACGUGUUGAAAUUCCUUAAAUUGGACGCUUUCCCGGCAAAUAUAGCGCUAGUCACCGAAGACUAUCCCUCAGAAUGUAUCAAGUUUAGGUCGCUCCUUAAUACGACUCAGUCGCGCUUCCGGGUACACUCAGCAAAGACGACUGUAGACCAGGAGGAUAAACCCGCUUCUGCUGGCCAAACUUCGGAUGCCUCGCUACAGUUAAAGCCGCCCAGGAAAAGGGUAGGAGCAUCACCAACUCCUUCUCACAGCGAACACGCUUCAGCUCCUGCUGAGCCUGGCACUGAGGAACGGUGCGAGUUGCCUCCGUCUCGAGAGAGGGAUGUUUUAGAUGAUGUAGUAGACGAAGUUAAAGCUGUUGAGCAUCUGCCGUUAGAUCCGCUGGAGGAUGAGAAUGGCUCUGUCGAUCCUAGUUCCGAAUCUCCCGUAACAUCAGAUUCCGAAACUGAUGCACCGAGGAAAAAGGCGAAGCGAGCCCGGUCAGAUCCUGUAGCUCCAGCCUGGCAGCAAAACUUCAGUUGUAUGAAGAAGCACGAUGGGAAGUCGGAGACAGCCAAUCCGAACUCCCGGACCAUCGAAGUCUUGCAGCAAAUGCUGGAUUACUACACGAGGACUGCGGACCUCUGGCGUACGAUUGCUUAUCGUAAAGCCAUCAGUGCUCUUCGACAACAGACAACAAAGAUUGUGACCAGAUCGGAAGCACUGGCGAUCCCCGGGAUCGGAGAGCGUCUUGCAGCCAAGAUCGAAGAGAUCGUCUUCACAAACCGUCUACGGCGUCUCGAGAGUGCCAACUCCACUACCGAAGACCAUGUACUCCAGCUGUUCCUUGGCGUCUACGGCGCCGGAAUAUCCCAAGCGUCGAGAUGGAUAGCGCAAGGUUACCGGUCACUGGAUGAUCUACGAACUAAAGCAGACUUGACUAGAAAUCAGCGGGUGGGUGUCGAACGCUACGAUGACUUCCGUCAACGCAUUCCCCGCUCCGAAGUGGAAGCACACGGUGCUAUUGUGAGGAAGACCAUCCACGAGGUCGAUCCCGAUGUGCAGGUCAUCAUCGGUGGCUCUUACCGCCGGGGAGCUGCGGACUCGGGUGAUAUUGAUCUGAUUAUCACCAAACCCGACGCUACGAUUGAGCAAAUCCGGGACCUGAUGCUGGAUGACAUUGUCCCCAAACUGUUCGAUCAGGGUUUCCUACAGACCGGGUUGGCAACGACGUCCCGCGGCAACGGAUCGAAGUGGCAUGGCGCCUCCGCGCUGCCGGGAAGCGCGAUCUGGCGUCGCAUCGACCUCCUGUUUGUUCCCGGAGCGGAGAUAGGUGCUGCCCUGCUGUACUUUACCGGGAACGACAUCUUCAACCGUAGCAUGCGACUGUUGGCAAGUAAGAAGGGCAUGCGUCUGAAUCAGCGCGGUCUCUACCGGGACGUGCUCCGGGGAGCCAACCGGGUGAAGCUGACCGAGGGAUCUCUGGUUGAAGGUCGCGACGAGCGGCGGAUCUUCGAGAUCCUGGGGGUGCCCUGGCGGCCUCCGGAGCACCGCGUCUGUUGACGACUCGAGCGUCCCGAGCGGUGUGGCUUCUUGGGCGGCGGAGAGGUCUGGAGCGGAUCAUGACAGGGAUCAAUCGCAGUGAUCUUCCUGGUUAGUGGAUGCCUUGGAGAUAGUCUAGAGUAGAUAGUCUAGUGUCAAUAAAUAAAUAAUAUCGCAGAUAUAGAAUAAUAAUAAUAAUACCAAGGA